AUGGCGUCCUCAGGUUUACACCAGGUCCUGGUGGGGUUUAGUGACGGAGAACUCGACACAAAGCGACAUCAAACCACUUUUAUGACCAACAAAGUAGGCGGACUGCCCGACGUACCGUCGCUGCUGUCUCGACUCUUUCCUCGAUGCAGUCGCUGCGGCUCUGCGCUGGUUCACGUUGUCCAGGUUUAUUGUCCACUGGAAGGGUCUCCCUACCACCGGACCCUGCAUGUGUUCGCCUGUCAUGCAGAGGACUGCAGUGGUCGGUCCGAGUGCUGGAGGGUGCUUCGGUCUCAGUGUCUGGAAGCGGACAAUGCUCGACUCCCUACGCUGCCUCAGGAGCUGCUCCUGACGGGCACGGACUGGUGUGACUCAGCCGAUGACUGGGGAAUGGAGGAAGAGCACGGAGGCGAGGAGACCACAGCAAACGCGACGCAACAAGCUCCAAAUGAGACUCCAACUGGAUUUAAAGUAGAAGUCCCAAGUGAUGACAAGGAUAUGAGCAGUCAACUUGAAAAGCUCCAGCUUGGACCGUCUGAGGACAUCCCACCGUGCUUUCACCCCUACUUCAUCAGCGUUAUGGAGGAGACUGAUCUCUAUGGAGAGGAUCAGGACUUGGCUCAUGCUCAGAAAUUACUCAAGGAUUAUGAAAAACGAGAGGGCAUUUUAGUUGACGGCCUCGACAGUUGUGAAGAUGGUGGUGGACAGGAAAAAUAUGAGAAAACUCAAGUUCAACAUGAGCCACCUGCCAACUUGUCCCAAGUGAUCAGGACAUGCACUUCGUGUGGAGGCCCCAGGACAUUUGAAAUGCAGCUUAUGCCUGCUUUGGUCAGUCUCCUUCAGGGUGAAGGCUCUGAGAUUCAGCUGGAGUUCGGGACAGUUUUGGUGUACACAUGCCUCAAUAGCUGUUGGACCUCUGACGCAAAGAGGUUUGCGGAGGAGUUUUGUUUUGUUCAAAGCGAUCCAGAUCAGCAACUGUUUAAAUGA
Molecule: messenger RNA, 984 nt
Organism: Knipowitschia caucasica
Lineage: Eukaryota; Metazoa; Chordata; Actinopteri; Gobiiformes; Gobiidae
Source: the annotation of a GenBank genome assembly